CCCCGACAGCCUGGCGGAGAAGGAGAGGCAGCUGAUGGGCAUGAUCACGCAGCUGACCAGCCUGAGGGAGCAGCUGCUGGCCGCCCACGAGGAGCAGAAGAAGCUGGCCGCCUCGCAGAUCGAGAAGCAGCGGCAGCAGAUGGAGCUGGCCAAGCAGCAGCAGGAUCAGAUCGCUCGACAGCAGCAGCAGCUCCUGCAGCAGCAGCACAAAAUCAACCUGCUCCAACAACAGAUCCAGCAGGUCCAGGGUCAGCUGCCCCCCCUGAUGAUCCCGGUGUUCCCUCCGGAUCAGAGGACUCUGGCUGCAGCCGCCGCCCAGCAGGGCUUCCUGCUCCCUCCGGGAUUCAGCUACAAGCCAGGCUGCAGUGACCCCUACCCACUGCAGCUGAUCCCAACCACUAUGGCGGCGGCGGCCGCAGCAACGCCUGGACUCGGCCCCCUACAACUCCAGCAGCUGUAUGCGGCCCAGCUGGCGGCCAUGCAGGUGUCCCCGGGGUCGAAGCACGGCAGCAUGCCCCAGGCCAACCUCGGCACACACUCGCCCACUAGUGGCCAGACGGAGAAGUGCAGGAGCACCCCACCUCCCAAACCCAAGGAUGAGGGCGCUCAGCCCCUGAACCUGUCGUCCAGGCCUAAGGCGACCGAGAGCAAGUCACCCACCUCCCCCGCUUCCCCACAGGUCCCUGCCCUGAAGCUGGGCCCCGGCUCCCUGAAGCACAGCGCCCCAGCCAGCAUCAGCAGCCCCCCCACCCGUGUCGGCUCCUUAGACCUGCUGUCAUCCAUCACGUCGGCCGGCUACCUGAACGACCAUGAGGCGGUGACCAAAGCCUUCCAGGAGGCCCGGCAGAUGAAGGAGCAGCUGAAGAGGGAGCAGCAGGUGCUGGAUGCCAAAGUGGCCGCCGUCAGCGGGCUGGGCCUCGGUGGCGGCCGCUCGGACAAGGAGAAGGGCAACUUGGAGAACCUGUCGCAGCAGCUGAAGCAGUCCGAGGAGAACAAGUUCAGCCACGCUGUGAUGGACUUCAACAUCAGUGGGGACUCCGACGGCAGCCCCAGCGUGUCGGACUCACGGAUGUUCCGGGAGGCGCGCGGCAGGGGGGGCAGCGAGCCGCACAUUAAACGCCCCAUGAAUGCCUUCAUGGUUUGGGCCAAGGACGAGCGCAGGAAGAUCCUGCAGGCCUUCCCCGACAUGCACAACUCCAACAUCAGUAAAAUCCUGGGCUCACGCUGGAAGGCCAUGACCAACCUGGAGAAGCAGCCGUACUACGAGGAGCAGGCGCGGCUCAGCAAGCAGCACCUGGAGAAAUACCCCGACUACAAGUACAAGCCACGGCCCAAGCGCACCUGCCUGGUGGACGGCAAGAAGCUGCGCAUCGGCGAGUAUAAGGCCAUCAUGCGCAACCGGCGCCAGGAGAUGCGCCAGUACUUCACCGUGGGGCAACAAGGCCAGCUGCCCUUGCCCUCAGCGGGGGUGGUCUACCCAGGCGCCCUCUCUAUGGCAGGCAUGCCCUCACCGCAGAUGCCGUCGGAGCACUCCAGCAUGUCCAGCAGCCCAGAGCCGGCCGUGGCCGUCAUCCAGAGCCCCUACCUGGGUGGCCUGAAGGGGGAGGAGCCCCGUGUCAAGGAGGAGGAGCUUCGACUGGAGGACGGAAACGGCGACGCCUACGACGACUUCGACUACGAGGAUGAGGACGGGGACUACGGCAGCGACAGCGAGAAUCACAUCGCCGCUCAGGCGCACUGAUCU
This is a messenger RNA of Paramormyrops kingsleyae, 1744 nucleotides long. The record is from RefSeq and is a predicted model, not a curated record. NCBI's taxonomy places the organism in Eukaryota, Metazoa, Chordata, Actinopteri, Osteoglossiformes, Mormyridae.